This is a messenger RNA of Neurospora hispaniola, 1513 nucleotides long. RefSeq lists its product as uncharacterized. The record is from RefSeq and is a predicted model, not a curated record. Gene Ontology annotation, molecular function: alcohol dehydrogenase (NAD+) activity. The transcript has a single exon. Lineage: Eukaryota; Fungi; Ascomycota; Sordariomycetes; Sordariales; Sordariaceae. The coding region runs from base 102 to 1175 and encodes 357 amino acids. Gene Ontology annotation, cellular component: cytoplasm.
CCAAGAGCAAAGCAUAACCUUAUCCCCAAUCACCAUUUACAGGAGAACGCGGCAUCACCACAACAACUCUAACAUUAUCCCUUUCUUUCAAACACCCCAAAAUGUCUAAACCCUGGAUUCUCCUCUGCCCUUCCUCGCGAGGCAUCGGCCAUGCCUUAACCCGACACCUCCUCCGAACCACCACCCUCCCGAUCCUAGCCACCACCCGCACCCGCGACCCGGAAGAGACUAAAGCCGCCUUACUCAAGGACUUGUUCCCUAAUCCUCAACCUCAACAGUCUUCCCCACCCACCGAUUCCUCAUCAUCCGCCGCCAAAGCUACCGGCCCGGGCGUAGCACCUUCCAGCAAAAUCAGCGAUUCCUCCUCAAGCGAUACGUAUCCUUAUCCCUCCCCGCCAGAACACAGCAGCAGCAGCAGCAGCAGCAGCUCCGCCGACUCUUCUUCUUCUUCCGGUGAUUCUGCCACUUCUUCUUCUUCUUCUUCUUCGUCAGCCACAUUUUCAUCCGCCGCCGCAGUCUCCUCCCGGCUACACCUCCUCCCCCUCGACGUCUGCCACGAAGACUCCAUCCUCGCCUGCGCACAAAAGGCCUCCUCCCUCUUUCCGCCCGAGACGCACCACCUGCACCUAGCUUUCGCCCUCCCCGGGAUCCUGCACCCAGAAAAGUCCGCAGCGCAAGUCGACUACGACCUAGCGCUGGACACGUACCGUGUGAAUUGCCUGGGCCCCCUCAUGCUAAUGAAGCAUUUCGGUUCCUUUUUACCUCGAAAGCGGACAGAAAUUCUUCUUCAAGAUAACGAAGACAAAGGACAGCUUCCCAAACACCACGCCACAUGGAUCAACAUGUCGGCGCGCGUGGGCAGCGUGUCGGAUAAUAAGUCGGGAGGGUGGUACUCGUACCGCAGUUCCAAGGCGGCGGUGAAUAGUCUGACGAAAUCGUUUGAUCAUCAGCUUUUCAGCAGGAGUGGGGACAAAGCGAUUUGUGUGGGGUAUCACCCGGGCACGGUCAAGACGGAUUUGAGUAAGGGGUUUUGGGAGAGUAGUGUGAAGAGUGGGAGGAAGUUUUGGGAAAGCCCGGAGGAGGCGGCGGGGAAUAUGGCGGGGGUGGUUGCGGCGCUGGAGGAGAGCCAGAGGGGAAGGAUUUGGGAUUGGAAGGGGGAGGAGAUUUUGCCUUGAGAUCUGAGUCGGUUGAGUGUCAGUGUGUAUGAACAUGGAUGGGAGGUGGGCGAGGAGGUGGUUGAAAGAAACAACGGAAGUGCCUAAGCAUAGAGUGGGAAGUGGUCGUUGUGAAGGAUAAAGUGCAUAAUUGUUAUAAUUAGAUUUGUUUUUCUUUUCGGUUGUUUUGGUAUCCGGUCAUGGUGAACAAUCGAAUCUCUGAAAGAUGGGCAGUUAUCUAUCUUCGUUAUUCCCUUUCCCAUGUAUGUAUGUUAUCCAUCACUUCGUUAUGCCUCUUUCAGAGUAUCUAUCCAAGCAAAGCACCCACCAUCCAACAUGCAAUAAACGGCAAAUCCACA